AUGAAUCGAAGUAUUGUUAAAUCUCUGGAGAACAAGACCAUUCUUAUUACUGGUUCCACUGGCUUUCUAGCAAAAGUUCUUGUGGAGAAGUUACUUAGAGUUCAACCUAAUCUGAGGCAUCUCUUUCUUCUUUUAAGAGCUCCUGAUUCGAGGUCAGCCGCUCAACGUUUGCAUACCGAGGUGAUGGGAAAAGAGGUAUUUAGAGUGCUGAGGACUAAACAUGGUGAUGAGUUUAACUCCUUUAUGUCUCAAAAGGUAACGGCAAUCCCCGGAGAUAUAACAUUGGAAAAUUUUGGGUUAAGAGAAGACUCUGAUUUGCUAAAAAAGUUGUUGAAAGAAGUUGAUAUUGUUGCCAAUUCUGCUGCUUCUACCAAGUUUAACGAGAGGUACGAUGUAGCGUUGGAGGUGAAUACUAUUGGAGCUAAGAAUGUUUUGGAUUUCGCAAAGAAGUGUGUGAAACUAGAGAUGCUAAUUCACAUAUCGACUGCUUAUGUGUGUGGGGAGAAAUCUGGAACCAUAUCGGAGAAACCAAUUAAGAUGGGUGAAACGCUGAACCAAACCUCAGAAGUUUUGAACAUUGAAACAGAGCUGAAACGCAUGCAAAACUGCUUAAGAGGAUUCAAGGCCGAGCAAGUCUCUAUAACAGAAGAAAAAGAAGUCAUGGAAAACUUGGGGAUCCAGAGAGCAAGAGCAUUUGGAUGGCCAAAUACAUAUGUAUUUACAAAGGCAAUGGGAGAGAUGCUAAUUGGUGAAAAUGGGGGAAAUGUUCCAAUUGUUAUCAUAAGGCCUACCAUUAUCACCAGCACUUACAAAGAGCCAUUCCCUGGUUGGUCCGAAGGUGUUAGAACAAUUGACAGUUUUCUAGUAGCUGGUGGUAAAGGAAAGUUACCAUGUUUUCUUGGGAACACAGAGACAAUCCUGGAUGUGGUACCAGGAGACAUGGUGACGAAUGCAGUAAUAGUGGCAAUGGUAGCCCAUGCAAAUCAUCAAUCACCAAAUCCAUUUGUUUACCAAGUUUGUUCUUCGCAAACAGAUCCAUUGUGCUCCCUAAGAUUGAGAGAUUAUGGCUACAAUUAUUUCAUUAAAAAUCCAUUGACUGGUAAAGAUGGAGAGCCAAUUAAGAUGACUAUGCCUAUUUGUUUCCCUACUAUGGAUAGCUUUCGAAGAUACAUAUAUCUCAACUAUACAUUACCUCUAAAGGUUUUGCAAUUUGUGAAUUUAGCAUCCUGCCAAUAUUUCCGUAAUACCUGCAAGGAUAUGAAUCGGAAGAUUAAUCAAACACUGCGAUUGGUUGAAAUCAAUGUUCCUUACAUAUUCUUCAAAGGAACAUUCGACGAUCUGAACACCGAGAGAUUACGGAUGGCAGUGAGAGCCAACACAAAGGAAGCAAGUAUAUUUUACUUCGAUCCCAAGUGCAUAGAUUGGGAUGAUUACUUCACAAAUAUUCAUAUACCAGGACUUGUUAAAUAUGUCAUCAAACAAUAAUUUACAAACAAAAGGUGAAGUGGUGCGCAAUAGCUUCAUUUUCCAAUUAAGUUGUCAAGAAAAUUCAAUAAUUACUUUAUA
Papaver somniferum (opium poppy) is the source of this 1566-nucleotide messenger RNA. RefSeq names its product alcohol-forming fatty acyl-CoA reductase-like. Gene Ontology annotation, cellular component: intracellular membrane-bounded organelle. The record is from RefSeq and is a predicted model, not a curated record. The coding region runs from base 1 to 1485 and encodes 494 amino acids. Gene Ontology annotation, molecular function: alcohol-forming very long-chain fatty acyl-CoA reductase (NADP+) activity. The transcript has 10 exons. Gene Ontology annotation, biological process: suberin biosynthetic process; long-chain fatty-acyl-CoA metabolic process. Lineage: Eukaryota; Viridiplantae; Streptophyta; Magnoliopsida; Ranunculales; Papaveraceae.